Elephantulus edwardii (Cape elephant shrew) is the source of this 4059-nucleotide messenger RNA. RefSeq names its product PH domain and leucine rich repeat protein phosphatase 2 (gene PHLPP2). The transcript has 19 exons. The record is from RefSeq and is a predicted model, not a curated record. Bases 1 to 4059 code for a protein of 1352 amino acids. Gene Ontology annotation, molecular function: protein binding. Lineage: Eukaryota; Metazoa; Chordata; Mammalia; Macroscelidea; Macroscelididae.
AUGGGGGAGGUGGAGCCGGGCCCCGGGGGCCCGCUGGAGCCCCGGGAGCCUCCCGAAGCGUCCGCGAGCCGCCGGCCGGGAGGGAUCCGGGUCCUGAAGAGAAAUAUGAAACGCAAUGGGAGCAGAAAUUGUUUAAAUAGGAGGAGCAGGUUUGGUUCUCGAGAAAGAGAUUGGCUGAGAGAAGAUAUGAAGAGAGGCUGUGUUUACCUUUAUGGAGCAGACACGACCACUGCCACUACAACCACCAACUCCUCCUCCUCCUCCUCCUCUGACUUACAUCUCGUCCUUUGCACAGUGGAGACACCAGCAUCUGAAAUAUGUGCUGGGGAGGGAAAGGAAAGCCUUUAUUUACAGCUUCACGGAGACUUGGUCAGGAGACUGGAACCUACGGAACGACCUCUUCAGAUUGUGUAUGAUUACUUAUCCAGGCUGGGCUUUGAUGACCCAGUGCGCAUACAGGAGGAGGCAGCAAACCCUGACCUUGGCUGUAUGAUCCGAUUUUAUGGUGAAAAACCAUGCCAGAUGGAUCAUCUGGACCGAAUCCUUCUGUCUGGCAUCUAUAAUGUACGCAAGGGAAAGACCCAGCUGCAUAAGUGGGCUGAACGCCUAGUUGUUCUUUGUGGCACCUGCCUCAUUGUUUCUUCAGUGAAGGAUUGUCAGACUGGAAAGAUGCACAUUUUGCCUCUGGUUGGGGGAAAGGUAGAAGAAGUGAAGCGACGGCAGUACUCGCUGGCAUUCAGCUCAGCUGGAGCCCAAGCCCAGACCUAUCAUGUCAGCUUUGAGACUUUGGCCGAGUGCCAGAGAUGGCAGCGGCAAGCAUCCAAGGUUGUGUCCCAGCGCAUCAGUACCGUUGACCUCUCCUGCUACGGCCUUGAGGAGGUUCCGGAGCAUCUCUUCUACAGCCAAGAUACCACCUACCUCAACCUGCGACACAACUUUAUGCAACAGGAAAGGCCAGGGGGCCUUGACUCACUCUACAAGUUUUCUCAGCUGAAGGGCCUGAACUUGUCCCAUAAUAAACUUGGGUCGUUUCCUACAUUGCUGUGUGACAUUUCUACCCUGACGGAGCUCAACCUUUCCUGUAAUGGAAUUCACGACCUGCCAAGUCAGAUUGGCAGUCUGCUAAAUCUUCAAACCCUCUGUCUUGAUGGCAACUUUCUGACUACUUUACCUGAAGAAUUGGGAAAUCUGCAACAGCUUUCCUCUCUGGGAAUUUCCUUCAACCACUUUGGUAAUAUUCCUGAGGUUUAUGAGAAACUCACUACAUUAGAUAAAGUGGUGAUGGCAGGAAAUCAACUGGAAGUCCUGAAUCUCGGGGUGCUGAACAGGAUGAGCCAUGUCAAGCAUGUCGACCUAAGGAUGAAUCAGUUGAAGACCAUAAUUACUGAAAAUCUGGAGGGAAAUAAAUACAUCACCCACAUGGAUUUGCGAGAUAAUCAACUGACUGACUUAGAUCUUAGCUCCUUGUGUAGCUUGGAGCAGCUGCAUUGUGAACGGAACCAGCUGAGGGAGCUAACGCUCAGUGGCUUCUCCCUUCGAACCCUCUAUGCCAACUCAAACCGGCUGACAGCAGUGAAUGUUUAUCCGGUACCCAGACAACUCACUUCCCUAGAGCUUGCCCGAAACCUGCUAGAAUGUGUUCCUGACUGGGCCUGUGAAGCAAAGAAGAUAGAAAUAUUAGAUGUCAGCCAUAAUCUCCUCCCAGAGGUUCCCGUGAGAAUUCUGAGCAGCUUGAGUCUUAGAAAACUGAUGGUGGGACAUAACCGUGUGCAAAACCUUCCCAUGCUGAUGGAGCACAUCCCCCUUGAAGUGUUGGACGUUCAACAUAACUUACUCACCAGGCUGCCAGACACCCUCUUCUCCAAGGCCUUAAAUCUCAGGUACUUUAAUGCAUCUGCAAAUAGUCUGGAAUUUUUGCCCUCCGCCUGCUCUGGGGAGGAGAGUCUGAGUAUGCUGCAGCUGCUUUACCUGACCAGCAAUCUCCUGACAGACCAGUGUAUACCUGUGCUGGUGGGACACCCACACCUUCGGAUCUUGCACCUUGCAAACAACCAGCUACAGACCUUUCCGGCAAGCAAACUAAAUAAAUUGGAGCAAUUGGAAGAACUGAACCUAAGUGGCAACAAGCUGAAAACCAUUCCCACGACCAUAGCAAACUGUAAAAGGCUGCAUACUCUUGUGGCACAUUCCAACAAUAUCAGCAUUUUCCCAGAAAUACUGCAGUUGCCCCAGAUCCAGUUUGUGGACCUAAGUUGCAAUGACCUGACAGAAAUCCUGAUUCCAGAAGCACUGCCUGCUACAUUACAAGACCUUGACCUGACAGGAAAUACAAAUCUAGUUCUGGAACACAAGACCCUCGACAUCUUUAGCCAUAUCACAACUCUGAAAAUAGAUCAGAAACCUUUGCCAACCACUGAUUCUACAGUCGCAUCAACCUUCUGGAGCCAUGGACUGGCUGAAAUGGCUGGGCAGAGAAAUAAGCUGUGCGUAUCUGCCCUGGCUGUGGAUAACUUUGCAGAGGGGGUGGGAGCUGUGUACGGCAUGUUUGAUGGGGACCGAAAUGAGGAGCUCCCACGCCUGCUGCAGUGUACGAUGGCAGAUGUGCUCUUAGAAGAGGUCCAGCAGUCAACAAACGACACCGUUUUCAUGACUAACACCUUCCUGGUAUCUCACAGAAAAUUAGGAAUGGCUGGCCAGAAGUUAGGCUCCUCUGCUCUCCUGUGUUACAUCCGACCUGAUACUGCCGAUCCAACAAGUAGUUUUGGCCUGACGGUGGCCAACGUUGGCACAUGCCAAGCCGUCUUGUGCCGGAGUGGGAAACCAGUACCCCUCUCUAAAGUCUUCAGCCUGGAGCAGGCUCCAGAGGAAGCGCAGAGGGUCAAGGACCAAAAGGCCAUCAUAACAGAGGACAACAAAGUGAAUGGGGUAACCUGCUGUACCCGAAUGCUGGGCUGUACAUACCUCUACCCCUGGAUCCUCCCCAAGCCCCACAUUUCUUCCAUUCCACUAACCAUCCAGGAUGAGUUGCUGAUUCUGGGAAACAAAGCAUUGUGGGAACACUUGUCAUACACAGAAGCUGUUAAUGCCGUGCGUCAUGUACAAGACCCCUUAGCAGCUGCCAAGAAGCUGUGCACUCUGGCGCAGAGCUACGGUUGUCAGGACAAUGUUGGGGCCAUGGUGGUUUAUUUGAACAUCGGUGAGGAAGGUUGCACUUGUGAAGUGAAUGGGCUAAGCCUCCCAGGUCCUGUGGGAUUUGCCUCGACAACCACCAUCAAGGACGCCCCCAAACCAACCACUCCCUCCUCCAGCAGUGGGAUUGCCUCUGAGUUCAGCAGUGAAAUGUCCACCUCAGAAGUGAGCAGUGAAGUGGGAUCCACGGCUUCUGAUGAGCAUAACACUGCUGGCCUGGAUACAGGCUUGCUCCCAAGGCCAGAGCGGCGCUGCAGCCUUCAUCCAACACCCACCUCUGGGGUUUUUCAGCGCCAGCCUUCUUGUGCUACGUUCUCGAGUAAUCAGUCUGACAAUGGCCUGGACAGUGAUGAUGACCAGCCUGUUGAAGGCGUCAUAACAAAUGGCAGCAAGGUCGAAGUAGAAGUAGAUAUCCAUUGCUGUAGAGGAAGGGAUCUUGAAAAUUCUUCUACUUUUACAGAGAAUUCUACCCCAUGUCCUGAGGAACAUGCUAGAGGCUUGUUUUUUGGCAUCCGAAGACAGAACAGUGUGAAUAGUGGUAUACUCCUACCAGUGAGCAAGGACAAGAUGGAAUUGCAGAAGUCUCCCUCCACGUCCUGCCUCUAUGGAAAGAAACUCUCCAACGGCUCUAUUGUCCCCCUAGAAGACAGCCUGAACCUCAUUGAAGUGGCCACAGAAGCACCCAAGAAGAAGACUGGCUAUUUUGCGGCCCCAACCCAGCUGGAACCAGAGGAUCAGUUUGUUGUACCUCGUGACCUGGAAGAUGAAGUGAAGGAGCAAAUAAAACAGCACCAGGAAAGCAGGCCGGAGCCCGAGCCCAGUGAAGAGGAUCGGACCGAACUCCCGGAGGAAUUUGACACGGCGCUGUAG